GAAUUCAAGAAUGUAAAGAAUCGUUGGAUACAGUUCAUCCUGUUGACCAUUGUCCCUCAGAUGAAAAGUCAUGGAAGGAGGCUGAAUUUAAAAAAAAAGAUGUGGAGAAAUUAAACAAAAUUGUGUAAAUGCCAAGCGCUUUCUCUAUCAUUGUAUUUUAAAUGAGAUGAUGAAUCAAACGAUCGAAGUGUGCGCUCCAUUUAGGGUGAUGUUUGGAUAUUGUCCGGUAUUUUCACUGAUUGGUGCAAGGAUCUACCAUAAUUAUGCGAGUGAGUGCAAACAACUUUUGAAGCGUUGCCCAGAGGAUUUUGAAUCAAAUCAUCUUUAUCAGUACCCAGAGUGUUUAGAUAUACCUAAAGAACCACCCUUGAUCUCCACUCCUCAGACUUCUAACUCUGAGGGUAUGCAAUUUACAAAGAGAAGAUCUUCACUUCUGCUGUUUGUUUUAGAGCUUAAGAUCCUCGUGUUCUACGUCUGAUGUCCCAAAUACAAUAAUAUUUUGUUCAUUUGGCACAUAUAUAUGCUGUGAUAUUCAUAAGACAACAUUGCGGGCCAAAAAGUAAUUCUUUGUUCACGUAGAUAA
This is a messenger RNA of Saccostrea echinata, 583 nucleotides long. RefSeq lists its product as uncharacterized. The transcript is spliced from 4 exons. The record is from RefSeq and is a predicted model, not a curated record. Lineage: Eukaryota; Metazoa; Mollusca; Bivalvia; Ostreida; Ostreidae. The coding region runs from base 167 to 478 and encodes 103 amino acids.